Molecule: messenger RNA, 5447 nt
Organism: Symsagittifera roscoffensis
Lineage: Eukaryota; Metazoa; Xenacoelomorpha; Acoela; Convolutidae
Product: chloride channel protein D-like
Exons: 21
Coding region: 1797-5195 (1132 amino acids)
Biological process (GO): chloride transport; transmembrane transport
Cellular component (GO): intracellular membrane-bounded organelle; membrane
Molecular function (GO): voltage-gated chloride channel activity
Source: RefSeq, a predicted model, not a curated record
CACGUUGUUCUAAUACCAUACCAACUACGACGCAAGCUGGCUGGAAAAUAUAAAGCUUUGCUGAAUGAUAGGUACUUUUAGAAAGCCUAUAUAACUUCCCAUACCACUCAUUUGCCAUUUCAGUGACGCGCAUUUUCGUUAGUCCGGCCUGAUUUAGCGUGAUUUUCGUGCUUUUUUCGUACCAAAAUCGGCCAAAGUCGGUUGGAACAGAGUGAAAUGCAAUCUAACAAUCUCAUACACAGUAGUAAAAAAGAGGACAGGCAUUGAAACGCUUCAUUUGGGCAAAAGGUAUAAAGGGAACUGAUUUGGUUAUAUGGAGAGGAUAGAAGCGGAUUAUAAAGACGAAAAGCUAGAGUAAAUGUCGGCAGCCGGCUUUACUAAUUUUCAAUUCUAACUUCCUACAACCCUACUUCUAUUGCAAACGCUUCUCAGCAUCAGCCUCCCGCUGCCAUGCCCCGAUUCGUUGUUUCUAGUAUUUACUUCUUAAUUCUGUUUUUAUCGCUUUUAUUUUCUCCAUUUUACUCAUUUUCUUUGUUACCAAAAAUCUUAUUUGCCCGCCGCGCUGGUCCAUUGAAUUCAUGAUCUACUCUAGUUUUUGCUUUAAUCUGCUCUAUUUCGUUAGCAGCAAGGUGGAAAAUAAAAGCGGCUAAAAAUACAAGCAGGACAGCUUCGAAAAUAGUCAAGUCAAAUUCCUGUUCCGCUUUUGGUGGGGAACAUACCAACUAGCCUGCCCGUCCAUUAACCAUUGUCCGUCCCUAACACCAGGGCUUAAAUUACCACUACACACUCUAGUUACUUUCUUCAUUUCCAGAACCCAUAGCCAACAUCUUAUCCCUUAAGCAGCCAACCCGUUUGAACUUCUACUUUAUUCAUACCAUGUUCACACUAAAUUCAUUCAGUCCAGUCCACUACAUUUCACUUUGAAGCAAUAAAGACGCGAGCUUUUGAUCAAAUUCCUUUUCACCGGCUCAGAUGAACAAAUACAAUAAUGCUGUAAUUUACUCCGGUGGCGUUUUUUUAUGCUACUCUGCUCAAAUUUCACCCAAUUUUGGCUGCUAAUUCAAACAAAACGCUUUUGAAACGUCAGAUUACACUUCAGUUUUCAAGCAUACCUUUCAAACUGUCCCUGAGAAUACAAGAUGUUCGCAUAUUAAAUUGAUUUUCAAUUCGCCUGAAGAAUCUUUUUAAAAAAUUAUUCAAACAAUUUACUCCUAUGUUGAUGCUCUUGCAUUUUGCACUAUUUACUAUAGCGUGAAGUACUCAAAUCGAUCAAUGAAGAAGGCUGAACCGACAGUUUACUGAUGUUAAUCUGGUUUUGCUCUGCAGUUUUUGGUUGAAAGAUUCUACUCGCAAUUUUCGAUAUGUUACCCGACUGCAAAGCGUCCAUAUUGCGAUUCACAGAAGUAUCGAAAUUGAUAGAAGACAACUCGGAGAAAUUUUCUAAUAUUCGUACAUCAAAGCAGCUUCACUUCACCGAGUUCUCCUUCAGAUUUCUCACUUCCUAAUAGCUUAACGAUUUUAAUUGCUCAUAAAUUUCGAAAAAACACUUUAUUAAUAUUUUUUUCAAAAGGUUAAAAAGUUUUAAAUUAAAAAACAAUCCCGUUUAGUUUCCAUUUUGUGUUUAGUUUACUUUUUCUGAAACAUAUUAUGUACAGCAUUAAGUCAAAUAUCUAAACCUUGAAACUAAACCUAAGCAAGUCCGAAAAGUUGUGGAAAAUAUUGGGUUAUAGAAAAUAUUUGUUUGUUACCCAACUUAUUACCUUCGUUACACAUCCACAGAUUUAGUUAUUUAAAACAUGGCCAGUGCUCCCGGAGCCGGAGAUCCGCACAUCAUUAGUUCCAGUCGAAACCCCUCCCGAAGAAGCAGUCUAGCCGCUGUCAUCGGAGUCAAGUACAAGACAUCGGGAGGCGGCGCUGCCGCGGGACUCAGACGCCGCUCUUCCAACAACAUGGUAGUACCGAUUGCAGUGUCACAGAACGAUAUAUUGGACAGCCAUCGCUACAGUUCCGACGAUGAAGAUGACAAUUCGUCCAAUCAGGACCAGGAGGAUGUUUACGUGUCCGAUGAAGAGCAGCUGUUUGCGCGCAAUAGAGACCUGGAGAGUACCUCUACCAACCACCAGUACACAGUGCAGGAGAGGGAGAUCCUGGGUCAGUUCGAGGCAGUCGACUACCUCCCCCCACACUCACAGGCAUACAAAAAGUGGCUGUCGGGACAACCCUCAAGGCUAGACUGGGACAGGUGGAUCAUGAUGGGACUGAUUGGAUUCCUAACUGGACUCAUUGGGUUCCUGCUGCACCAGUUCAUCGGCAUCAUCACUCAAUACAAGUGGUUCAUUGCCAGACAACUAGUCGAGCAUGGACCGGCGAAGUUGAUUCAGAUGAUUUACAUAGACAACAUGAAGCUCAAAUUGAACUCAAGCUCAGUGGCUAAUCUCUCUGAAAACAUGGCAGCGACCUCGGAUCUGAGGAAUAUCUUUUUCGCGUGGAUCUGGGUCAUCUGCUAUGGACUCGUCUUCUGCAUCAUGAGCACUUCUUCAGUCGUCCUGUUGAGGCCGGCUGCGUCUGGCUCGGGCAUUCCGGAGUUGAUUGGGUACCUGAACGGGACAGUGGUGAGGCAGAUCUUCAACAUUCGCACCCUCAUUGUCAAGUUCUUCUCCAAUGUGUGUGCUGUCGGCAGUGGACUCCCAGUGGGGCCUGAGGGACCCAUGAUCCACAUGGGAAGCUGUGUGGGUGCUGGCAUCUGCACGAAGUUCCCAUUCUUCACCCGUUUUCGCAACCCGGAAGACAAGCGAAACUUCAUAACAGCGGGGGCUGCGGCAGGAGUAUCUGCUGCCUUUGGCGCACCAGUUGGGGGUCUACUAUUCGCCAUGGAAGAAGUAUCCUCUUUCUGGAACCUGAAGCUAUCUUGGCAGACGUUUUUCUGCUGUAUGGUGUCUACAUUCACAGUGGACCUGUUCAACUCCGCAUUCGACGGAUUCUCAUAUCGGGGCGACUUCGGCCUCUUCAAACCCGAGAAAUACAUCCUCUUCCAGAUCAACAAGGCCAUUGCUGUGAACAUCCUGCUGUUCAUCCCGACGGUGCUGCUUGGUCUGAUAGGCGGACUGCUGGGGGCGGGAUUUAACCUGCUCCACCUAAAAAUCAUUCGACUGCGGAGGAAGUUCAUCUUCAGACAACAGUCCGAAUGGGCCAAGAAGUUCCUCCGCAUGGUAGAACCCUGCAUCAUACUAAUAAUAACUUGCACAGUGGCUGUUUUCUUGCCUCUCUUCUUCAGCUGUACAAAGCUCACAUGCUAUCAGAAUCUAGAGGACGACGGCAGGGGAACUCCUUCUAUCAUGAACACAUCACCAAAUUUGUGCCACCGAAGAAUUCCGGAGGUAGUGAAAGACAGAGAGAAGGACGCCAUCUGGCCGUGUAGCAAGGUGCGAGAUGUGAUCCACAAGGAGUCCGAGUUUGUAGUCCACACCAACAACACGAUCAAUGAAGUGGGUGUACUGUUGUAUGGGACGGGUGAGCACGCGAUAGGACACCUGUUCUCCCGGGACACUCACAUGGACUUCAGCUACCUCAGUUUGAUCAGUGUGCUCGUUAUCUACUUCUUCCUGGCCGCAUGGGCCGCCGGCUCACACAUCUCAUGCGGAACUGUAGUCCCCAUGCUAGUAAUCGGUGGUCUGUUCGGCCGGAUAGUGGGUCGGGGUCUGGUGGACAUCAUAGGCAUAGACCAUAUCCUGGGCAACAGGUACUGGAUGUGGAUAGAUCCAGGGGCAUUCGCUCUAAUCGGGGCAGCCUCCUUCUUCGGCGGAGUGGCCCGACUCACCAUGUCUCUCACCGUUAUCAUGCUGGAGAUAACGAAUGACGUCAUGUUUCUGCUACCAAUCAUGGUGUCAAUCAUGGUGGCCAAGUGGGUGGGCGACUACUUCACCCAUCCCCUGUACCACGCCCUCUUAGAGCUCAGAUGUAUUCCAUUCCUCAACGCAGAACCAACAGUCUACAACAACAAGGGAAUCGUGAACCUGGAACUGUUCACGGCGAGUGACGUCAUGAGUGCUCCUGUGUACGUGGUGCGGGUGUUCGAGUCUGUCGGCUACCUUUCCCGUCUGCUCAUGACAACAGGCCACGGGGGAUUCCCUGUGGUAGGCAUGGACGGGAGGACCUUCCGAGGAACCAUCACAAAGAAUGAAAUCAUGGUUCUCAUCCGGACUCCGGAUCUCUACGAAGACAGAAAAAAAGUAUCCUAUGCGACCUUGUCACGCAAUCCAAACGUCAGCUACAAUAAGUUGAAAAGAAAUAGAAGCGAGAAGGCUUCAACCAUCACCCAGUUGUACAGAACGUCUUCUUGCUCAAAUAAAUACAUCAAUUUGCUACCUUACAUAAAUCAAUCAGCACCUUGUGUCCAAGAGAGCUUCUCCUUACAUCGGGCCUACAUAAUAGUGAGGAGUCUGGGAUUGCGACACCUGGUGGUCGUGGACCACAACAACCAUGUCAAGGGCAUCAUCACCCGCAAAGACCUCAUGGGGUUCAGUCUAGAGGAACGCCUGUUCGAGAAAUACCACCCUGCGACCACCACCGCUACCACCGCAGCAACACCCGAAAACGCCGCAGCAGCCGGACACCGAACAAACUCUAAGACAGAUCCUCCUCCAGGAGGCGGCGGCGGCGGAGGAGGAACUGCGAGUGUCACCGGAACAACGACAACAACGGGUAAAAACACAAAAGAUCCAGAGUCAGCGCGAGGUCUGAAGGAACAGUCGAAACCGCUGGCUUCUAAGGGUGUUAUAACAGUUCGAACAUCAACAGAUAUUGAAGAAGAACCAAGAUUGUCAACUAUUUCCUCACAGCCAAGUUCACUAAAUUCGCCUCUAGGAACACCCGAUAUGGUAAUAGACGGAGGAGGCAACAAGGUCCAGGAACAUAUUGCUAUGGAAACACUCAAACCCAAACCCACCGCCACAACAGCUAAGACUAACCAAUCACUGCCCACUAAAGCCAAUAAAACCAAAGAGCAGCGGUCUAAGAAACCUGACCUUUUAAUGUGUAAUGGGAUGAACGGAUCCAACCCUCGGCCGAGUGUGAAUUCGAAGCAAGUCGAAGAACAUGUUGACGGGAAGGAAGAUCAGCCGACGGUACACAAAGCCGAUUCGGCCAGUAAGAGCAUCCACAUAGAAAACACGACGUGUGAAUCUGCCGUUUUGUAACUUUGUUACUGCACAAUGCAAAUAGUCAAAUGCCCAAUCCUAAUGCCCAAAUCUAGCAAUUAAAUUCAAGCUAAGUCACGAAGAAAGUUCAAAAAGUUCUGAAUUAUGAGUCUGGAGUACUCGAGUUUUUAAAAGUAGUUUUGAGCUCUUCGUCUUAAGGUCACAAUUUUUUCUACCUUAGGUGGAAAUUAUUUUACUUUGUUCGAACUUCAGUUGUUUUGUUAUGUUUCAUAUAGUUGAUAUUAUUUUUUA